AAGAAUGCGCGUGACGUCACUUGAAUCUUUCGAUCAAGCAUGGCGUCUGUGUAGACUAUAAAGUAUAGUAUUAAUUCUGUCGAUAGAUUUGCGUUGCAAAACGUCAAGAACCAGUGUUACCCCGUGUAUUUGUUGUAGAUAGUAAAACAUAGCAUACUGAAUAAUCACUUAAUGGCUGUCGAUAAACGAGGUAAACAAGCGAAGAGAAAAUGCCAAACAAAAAAGGCCAAACGUGGCAAGGAAAUUGUGAAACAAACUGACUGGAGCAAGUUGCCGCACGCUGUACUGCUGCACCUCUUCCAGUAUCUGCCCCACGCCGACAAGUACCACGCCGCUCAGACCUGCAAGACCUGGCUCCAGCCCAUGUCCGAGCCGUCGUUAUUCCAGACUGGACACUUCCGGUUCGACUCUGUGGGCGUUAACAGGGCGAUAACCUAUGUCAAGGUCAGGGGGAAGCUAUUACGUCACAUCAAAGUCGAUUGUUCAGUCUCCAUAAACUAUCAGCCCCAGACCAGGGCGAUGUACCAGUUCCUGGUCAACCUGCUCAACUCUGGCAACGAUCAACUGCUCACGCUGAGUCUGACCAACACCUGGCACCUGAAUGAGGGCAUCGAGUACCCAAGGUCAAUGCUGGUCCAGCUCAUGGCCGCCGUCCUGACGUCACAGCAACAGCUGCGUGCUCUGGAUCUCUGUAGUGCUAAUGUAUCUGUUGACCAAGGUCGGGAUCUGCUAGAGGCUGCUAGCAGAAACAGUGCCUACACAGUUCACAAGUUGGCUAUUGUGGACCUGAUCAGGAACUUCCGAGGGGAUGUAGAUCUAAGACGCAGUCCAAAGUUAAUUGCAGCUAUGUGCAACUUCCCCAACCUGCGAGAGCUAGACCUGAACAAUGACUACCUGACAGACGAGCUGCUAGACCGUCUGGCAGAGACUACCAAAAGUCUGCAAGUGAUGACCGUCAAUGCCAACGAUUACCUGAAGGCGUGGAGUCGAACCACACCCCCAGCCUGGCAAAAGCUGAGAUCAUUCUGUUGUCAGCUCAAAGUUGUGUUUCUCAUCAAACCUAAAACUGGCUAUUACUUCGACCCCGCCCUCAUGGGAUUACUGACGCCAUCAACACCACUGCACACACUAGACUGGACUUCUGGAGAAUUGAUCUCACUAGACCACAUCAAACAAUGCUUCCAACACAUUGCUACACACUUUCAGAACUCAAUCCGUCACUUGAAAUUCCAAUCAGCUGUUCGUCUUGACAGCAGUGACAUAGGAAUGCUGUUUGAAAGUAUACACACGUGCAGAUAUUUAAAGACUCUGUCUAUCAGUUUAAAAUGUGAUCUGAGCGGUGAUGACAAGUUCUACAAGACUGCCAUCCAAGAUGCUGUUGAUGUGCACCGUAUGACAUGUGCUGUUACAUUUAACGGUCAGACCAUGAAGAGUUAGGACAACUGGCCCAUCCAUUCCCACCGGAGCUCACCAUUUUGUCCAUCAAUGUAAACGUGGUGGAUGGUUGGUGGAGCUUAAGUCACAUGAUGAAUCUUUGUACAACGGAACCUGUAUGAGCAUUUCAUGUUGUUUUUUUCUUUUUUGUUUAACAUGAAUUAAAUGUAUGAGUAAACCAAUGUUAACAAAUGUGCCUGAUUCACUAUGAGUAAACCAAUGUUAAAAAAAUGUGCCUGAUUCACUAUGAGUAAACCAAAGUUAACAAAUGUGCCUGAUUAACUAUUAAAAUUU
Messenger RNA from Physella acuta, 1728 nucleotides. Its product is annotated as F-box only protein 39. The record is from RefSeq and is a predicted model, not a curated record. NCBI's taxonomy places the organism in Eukaryota, Metazoa, Mollusca, Gastropoda, Physidae. Gene Ontology annotation, biological process: positive regulation of protein ubiquitination. Gene Ontology annotation, molecular function: protein binding.